Messenger RNA from Blepharisma stoltei, 873 nucleotides. NCBI's taxonomy places the organism in Eukaryota, Ciliophora, Heterotrichea, Heterotrichida, Blepharismidae. The record is from the annotation of a GenBank genome assembly.
AUGAACGAGUAUCUUAUACAAAAAAACAGCCUACCAGUGCUUACAAGUAAAAGGAUCCGUGAGAUCAUCGAAAAACCUACCAAAAUUAGCUAUUCCACCAGGCUCACCCAAAACUUGGUAUCCCAGUCCCUCAGCUCCCCUUUAAGUCCUCAAGCUUCUAAAUCCUUUCUUCCGUUCAUAUCUGAACGAGAUUCCAGUGGGAAAAUCCUUCCUUCCAAAUCUGAGACUUCUCUGCCUAGCAUUGUCAAUAUAAUUAAAGGCUCAAAAUCCGAAAUAAAUAUCGACCAAUCAUCCCCAAAAUCUGGGAAAAAACCACUAGAAAGUAUCGAAGAGCUCGGAAAUCCAGAAAAAAACAGAAAAAAAUACCAAAAAGUGUACCGCUUGACGUCUCCUAAAAGAGUCCAGCUUCCAGCGGUAGGGUUUUAUAAUAUCCAAUCAUCUUUUGAUAAAAAAGAUAUAGGGUUUUAUUCGCCCAAAGCAGAAAAGUGCCUUGAAAUUAUAAGAGAUGCCAGCCCAGUUCCAAAAAAUGAUGUAACACCUAAUAAUGAAUUUCAAGAAAAACAGAGCCCAUUGCCAGACAUAUAAUCUUACCAUAUAAAUAUCAUAUAUUUCUAAAUAUUCAAUAAACACCCUCAUUUAUAUACAAAAGAUAUAAAAAAAGUGCAUGGAAGACUUAAAAAGUUUGCUUCUCGUAAACAUGCUGUCAAUGAUACAAGCAUAAAGAAUCAUAAUAAAUAUUCCCUUAUUCAUCCGACCUUGGCUGACGUUGACAUUAAUGGGUAUAUGCAUGAAAUUUCUGACCUUGAAAAAAAUAUUCAAGAACAGCUAAACGACUUGAAAAAGUCUCAUAAAAAGCUGACGAUGCUAUAUUAA